Molecule: messenger RNA, 1857 nt
Organism: Oikopleura dioica
Lineage: Eukaryota; Metazoa; Chordata; Appendicularia; Copelata; Oikopleuridae
Source: the annotation of a GenBank genome assembly
AUGUUUUCUUCAUUAGAUGGCGCCGCAGCGGGAAAAUCGCCAGGAGUAAAAAGUCUGAGCGCUCAUUUUGGCGGCGUUUUCAAAAAAUCAAGACCGAGGCCUGAAAAGACACCUACGGUAUCGGGGAGUAAGGAUAAACCGGAUGCGCCCGUGGGGAACAGCAUACAGGCUGAAAUCCCAAAAGAGCCUGAAAAGUCAUCCAAGAAGAGCCCAAAACUCAGCUCAAGAAAAGCAAAGGACUAUUCUUCGGACGACUCAAAGGGAAAGAAAUCGGAGCGAAAGGAGCGCAAGAAAAAGUCAAAAAAGUCGUCGAACUCCUCCACCUCUUCCUCAAUACCGGAAAAGCCAUCACCCGCAACCCCCGCCGUUAUCGAAAAUGCCGACUCAUCAAUCACAAGAACCAUCGACAUUACACCUCAAUCAUCAGCCCCAAGCAAGCCGCCUGUUCAAAACUCAACAAAACCAUCCCCACCUGCUAUUCCAGCGCGUACUCCACCGACGCCAGCGCCAGUUCCAGUUGAAGCACCGAUUUUGCCGAAGCCGGAAGAGUCGCCAAUGGGCGAUAUAAUAAAAAGAAUGAACUCGAUAACGGAAAAUCCGAUUCAACGGGUUCCUUCCGCGGGCGCGCCGGUUGUUCGAGAGGCUACAGGACUCCCCGAGAAACCAGUCAAGCCAGGCUUUGCCAACCUCCCAAAUCAGCUGUACCGAAAGUCCGUCAAAGAUGGAUUCGAGUUUUCGCUGAUGGUCGUUGGCGAAUCCGGUCUCGGCAAAUCGACGCUCAUCAACUCGCUCUUCCUCACCGACGUUUACUCUGAAGAGUAUCCCGGUCCAUCGCAACGAGUAAAGAAGACCCUAGAAGUGCAGAAAACAGCCUUGAGUCUCACGGAAAAUGGAAUCAAGCUCAACCUGACAGUCGUAGACACCCCUGGUUUUGGUGAUAAUGUUAAUAACGAUAAAUGCUGGGAGCCGAUCCAGAGCUACAUCGACUACCAAUACGAAAAUUAUUUAAACCAGGAGUCUCGCGUCAACCGACCUGUUCAUAUUCACGAUACACGAGUUCAUGUUUGUCUCUACUUCAUCGCUCCAAGUGGUCAUGGUCUCAAGCCUUUGGAUAUUGAGUUUAUGCGACGUCUUCACGAAAAGGUCAACAUCGUUCCUCUAAUCGCCAAAGCCGACACAAUGACCCCCGACGAAUGUCACGAUUUCAAGAAAGAAAUCCUUCGAGAGAUCCAGAUGCACAACAUCAACAUUUACGAAUUCCCCGAUGUCAGCGACGAGGAGGAAAACAGACUGCAAAAGAAGCUCAAACAGCGGGUUCCAUUCGCAGUUAUCGGAUCGAAUGUUGUUCUCCAAAUCAAUGACAGGCGCAUCCGAGCUCGUCAGUACCCAUGGGGAAUCGCGGAGGUAGAGAACGAGGAGCACUGUGACUUCAAGAUAUUGCGCGAUAUGCUAAUCCGAACCCACAUGCAGGAUCUUGUGGAUGUAACUUCAAGCGUGCACUACGAAAACUUCCGAGCAAAGAAACUCGCAGGAGUCAUGCCAAAGAAUCCAUCCGCGAAGAGUCCGAUCGAACAAAUGAACGAGGAAAAACGUGAGCAUCGCUUGAAGAUGAAAAAGAUGGAGAAGGAAAUGGAAACCGUUUUCGACACCAAGGUCAACGAGAAGCGAAACAAGCUGAAACAAUCCGAGCAGGAGCUGAUGCGCAAGCACGAACAACAAAAGAAAAAGUACGAGACCGAUCUGGCAGAGCUCGAACAGCGGCGACGAGAGUUCGAACGGGAACGAGACGAGUGGGAAGAGCGACAGAAGACUAUUCCGUCUAGCAAAAAACCGAAAGACAAAACAAAAUGGUUCUAA